AUCCCAUGGUGUCUAAUGUAUGGUACUCAGACACGGCGCUUUUGCGCCUUGAGUAUGUUAAUGAAAUUGCUUUUGGCAUUGUUGCCCGCUAUACUGUUAUUGGCACCACCGGCGGUACCCAUAGUGGCGCCUCGCAGACAAUCUUUGUCUAGUUCCUUCGGUAAAUUUAAUACUCGCUUAAACUCGGUUCAACAACCCUUGUGCUCAGUGCCGUCCAGUAGACUACGUAAUGAAACCAUUUCAGUAGUCGUACAUUCAUUCUGGCGCCAAGAUUCCAUAUUCAAUACUAGGAUCGAGCUUGUUGGCAAUGAUACAGACACUGGUUUACAGAUCAAGCGUAAGAUUGAGGCUAUAACUGGUGUCCCAAUAUGCUUACAAAAGUUGUAUGCCAGCGAUGGGCCACCUCCCAAUGAUGCAAUGGUGCCUCUAGAGGACAGUGACAGGAUAGGGUACUUCCCAUCAUUAAUACGGCUACGUCACGAUACACAUGGCAAGGAGAUUCACAUCCAGCUGAAGUUACCAGUUCCACUUUUAUAUCGCACCACUUACGACCCGGGGAAGUACCAGGAGUAUUUAUCUGCUGUACAAAGGUACAGCACGCUGCUACGCAAGGCCAAAGAUUCCCGCAGCAACCCGAAACUAAUGCUGGACCCUUUAAGCGUGAUGGAAGAAAAUGUUAUGGACAAUGCUACUGCAGACGACAGCAUCCUUGGAGGUACCAAGUUGGAUAGUGUUACUAAUAUUGGCUAUAACGACACAAUACCAGCGGAUAGUUACUCGUAUAAAUCACGUUUCAUUACACCAAAUCGCAGGAUAUACUUAAAUUUCUUUGAGGAUCUUCCGGAACCUAUGGGCAGCGCCAAAUUGCUCUACUGGUUAAAUCGUCAGCUACCGAUUGACUGGAAUGAGCAUUUGAAGAUCGCGUUUUUUUGUUACUUAAUACGGGAAACAUGUGACAAUGAGGAGUGGGUUAAGCAAUUGUUGUUAUACUCACCUCCUUUAUUUAUAAUAUCAAAGUUCAAGCCUGUUAGGCUAGCUCUGCUUACUCUGUUCCACAUGCUACCGUUGAAUUGGCUACCCCGAGCAAUUACCACCAUAUUCCCUGCGCAUAUAGCGCAGCUCAUGGAGUAGUACUUAUAGUGUCACCAGUACUAAGAAAGUGGUUAACUCUGUAACACAGUGUAGCUAAUUCCACU
Babesia bovis T2Bo is the source of this 1196-nucleotide messenger RNA. RefSeq lists its product as uncharacterized. The coding region runs from base 16 to 1131 and encodes 371 amino acids. NCBI's taxonomy places the organism in Eukaryota, Apicomplexa, Aconoidasida, Piroplasmida, Babesiidae. The transcript is spliced from 2 exons. The record is from RefSeq and is a predicted model, not a curated record.